This is a messenger RNA of Rhodotorula toruloides NP11, 1158 nucleotides long. RefSeq lists its product as uncharacterized. The record is from RefSeq and is a predicted model, not a curated record. Bases 1 to 1158 code for a protein of 385 amino acids. NCBI's taxonomy places the organism in Eukaryota, Fungi, Basidiomycota, Microbotryomycetes, Sporidiobolales, Sporidiobolaceae. The transcript is spliced from 5 exons.
AUGACCACGCUCUCCCGCCAAACACCCCGCUCAACCUCGAAACAACCCCUCAGGGAGGUCCAGAUCCUGCACGAUGAGCCCGCACAGGACAAGGACGACGCGCUCGGAUGGGCAGAGGUACAGGCUUUGAUCGAGGACUGUGAACUCGAGGCCGCAUCGUACCUCCGCACGCUCUCGACCUCCCGCUCGACCUCCCUCUCCUCCCUCACCCGUCACUUCACCGACACCCUCUCGUCGCUCGACCCGCGCGUGAGGGAGAUGCCUCUCGCGCGCUUCGUGGGCGAGUUUGGGAGCGAUGCGGGCAGGGCACUGAGGGGGGUCGUGGAGGAGGAGAUGAGAGUUAGGGAGGCGAAGGACGGGGCGCAGGGGGUGUUGGCGAGUGCGAGGAAGAGGAAACGCGUCCUCCCGCUCUCGCCGCGCCAAGACGGUCAGGACAUCGAAGACCCCGAAGACACCGACAACCCCUUCCUCGCGACAGCCAGCGCCAUCAAGCACAAGAAACUCCGUCAGGCGACUUCGGCUGCGGACUUGAAGGGGAAGGGGAAAGCGCCGGGGAGCGUGCGGAAGGCUGGAGGUGCGGCGGAGGGCGGUGGGACGGCUCGCAAAACCCGCCUCCGUCUCCGGCCCUCGACAACCGCCUCCUCCUCCGCAAACGCAAACUUCGUCUACCGCACCACCACCGCAAACCCCGUCCCUCCCACUCCUCUCCUCCCCUCAACCCGCCAGCCCAGGCGGGGCGAGUCGAUCGUCCUCCGGAGUUUGAACGACUCGCCUCUGGGAGAAUUUGUGGCGAGUUCGCUUUCGCAUUCGGCGGAGGAGGAGGGAGAGGAUGGGGAGGAUGGGGAGGAAGGGGAGGGAGAGGGAGAGUGGGAUUUGGUUGGAGAGGGCGAAGCAAGUCGAGUUGAACACCUCACUCCUUCCUCUCGCCUCCGCUCCCGGUCACCCAAGAAACCCAAAUCCAUCGCCGUCCGCCCGCCCACCUCAACAAACUUCAACGUCCCCCUCCCACCCAACGCACCCAGUUUCGAACAGCUCAAAGUAAAGUGGGUCGAGGAGGUCAGGGACAAGUUGAGGGCUCAAGCGGCGAGUGAGGGGGGUGGGGUGGGGGAGGAGGAGAGGAGGAGGUUGGAGGAGGUUUUGAUGGGGUUGUUGCGCUGA